Messenger RNA from Onychomys torridus (southern grasshopper mouse), 970 nucleotides. RefSeq names its product ADP ribosylation factor like GTPase 16 (gene Arl16). The coding region runs from base 64 to 585 and encodes 173 amino acids. Lineage: Eukaryota; Metazoa; Chordata; Mammalia; Rodentia; Cricetidae. The transcript has 5 exons. The record is from RefSeq and is a predicted model, not a curated record. Gene Ontology annotation, molecular function: GTPase activity; GTP binding.
GGAGGCGGGCCUCACGGCGUCGUAGCUCCAAGAUACUGGGUGCCAAGUUGACUGGGCCCGGGGAUGUGUCUCCUGCUGGGGGCUGCGGGAGUCGGGAAGACCCUGCUGGUGAAACGCCUGCAGAAGCUGAGCUCGGGAGAUGGCGAGGGCGACCUGGGGGAGCCUCCGCCCACGCGGCCCACGGUGGGCACCAACCUCACUGACAUCGUGGCCCACAGGAAGAUCACCAUCCGAGAGCUCGGGGGUUGCAUGAGCCCCAUCUGGUCCAGUUACUAUGGAAACUGCCAUUCCCUCCUGUUCGUGAUGGAUGCCUCUAACCCCACCCAGCUCUCUGCAUCCUGCAUGCAGCUCUUGGGUCUCCUUUCUGCAGAAGAACUUUCAAAAGCCUCGGUCCUGAUACUCUUCAAUAAAACUGACCUUCCCUGUCACAUGACCACGGAGGAAAUAAAGUCAUUAAUGAGGCUUCCAGACAUCAUUGCUUGUGCCAAGCAGAACAUCACCACAGCAGAAAUAAGUGCCAGGAAUGGCACUGGCUUGGCAACAGUACUUCUCUGGCUCCAGGAGCAACAGCUGACUGCAAGAUAGAGAAUUAUGGCUGACCCACCCAGUGCCUAGGUGACCAAGAGCGACACAGCUGCCUCUGAAGGUCUGUUCCGAUAGAAACAGACCCGCCCAGUGCAUCCCUACACCGUACAGACACUGCUGUCACCUUGCCUCUGAAGACUGUUCCCAAAACUGGGAGGACAGAACUGCAGGUGGCAGGGUGUCUUCUUGCCGUCUAGAUAAAAGUGCUGCUGGACUCCCACCAGCAAACUCUGGACCUAAGCCUGAGAACUUGACUGUACUGCUCCACUGAGACCAGAUCUUUCUUGUAGUACAAGCUCUGCCCUUCUGAGUUUCUGAUAUCCUGACCAUGUUCUCCAGGAAAAAAUAUAUAUAUGAUAUAUAUAUAUAAAGUUCAUGAAGUGAG